AUGAACUUUUUCCACAUCUUUAGUUUUGUCUUCAUCUCGAGCAUACUUGGGUGUGCCGCCAUCUCGAGUGAAACUAAGGUUCUGUCGUCGACAGAAUCUCUUAGCCUAUCUCCCAACCGAAACAUCGUGUCUCAUGGUGCUGUCUUCGAGCUUGGUCUCUUCAAACCUGAUCAUUCAAGUUUGGAACGUUGGUAUCUCGGGAUUUGGUUCAAGACAGAAAAAACAUAUAUUGUAUGGGUUGCAAACAGAGACAAACCUCUCUCUAAACCUAACGGAACCCUCCAGAUCAAGAACGGUAACAUCCUCCUGCUCGACCAAACUACCCUUGUUUGGUCAACAAAUGUGACGACGACGGAGAAGAAAAGUGAUGAGAGAUCUCCGUUAGUGGCCGAGCUUCACGCUGAUGGCAACUUCGUGCUGCGUCGUCACUCCAGCAACAGUAAUGAUCAUCAUCAUGAUCCAGAUAGUACUUUUCUGUGGCAGAGUUUCGAUUUUCCUACCAACCUUUUGCUACCGUACACGAAACUCGGUUGGACGCGCAGAAGCGGGCGUAGCAGUGUGCUCAGAUCGUGGAAAAACGAUCACAAUGAUCCAUCAAGUGGCGAGUUUUCAUUUGGAUUCGACUCUGCAAGUCAGUUUCGAGCGAUCCCGGCGAUUUUCACUUGGAAAGGGACUUCUCCGAUUAACCGUUUUAGCCCUUGGCUUGGAGCUUUCACUUAUGGCAUUCCUCGAGAAAGCCCUUCUCGCUAUCUCACAUUUACGCUAACAGCGACCAAGGAAGAGGUGACUUUCUUCUUCUCUUGGGCUGAUAAAACAUCCAAAUCGGUUCUUAAGUUAAACGCCACGGGAGUAAUACAACUGCUAGUGUUGAAUGCCAAGAACCGAAGAUGGGACACCUUGUGGACAUCAACAACUGACCGUUGCGAGGAUUACAGCUUGUGUGGUCCGGACAGCUACUGUGAUAAGGAGGUGUGUAACUGUAUGAGUGGGUUUGAGCCCAAGAACCCGCAUGCAUGGACGUCUGGAAACAGGAGAGAUGGGUGUGUGAGGAAGAGACCUCUGAGCUGUAAUAAUGGAGAUAAAUUUAUUCCGCUGAGUAAUGUCAAGUAUCCUGAUACUAGUAAUGCGAGUAUGCACUGGGGGAUUGAGAAGUUGAACGAAUGUGAGAAGUUGUGCUUGAGUAAUUGUAGCUGCACUGCCUUUGCCAUUGUUGCUAAGCAGGUUGGGAAUGGUUUAUCGGGUUGUGUGCACUGGACCGGAGAGCUCUUGGAUGUUCGCAGAUACGUCAUCAAUGUCAAUCAGAUUCUUUACGUCAGAAGUCACGAGAAGAAGAAACCCAAAACUGUAUUAAUAGUCUGCUUGAGUACUGGAGUAGGCAUAAUAAUUAUUUUCAGUGCCAUCUUUUGUUACUGGAGAAUAAAGAAAAAGCAGGCAAGAGCAAGAGCAGCCGCAUCAUCUAUUGAGAUCCGAAGUUCCGACUCUGCCACAGAACCCUUGUCUGGAGAGAUCACAUUAAUGGAGAAUUUGGAACUUCCAUUAAUGGAUUUCGAAACUAUUUCCAUUGCCACCAAACAUUUUUCUGAUUCCAACAAGCUUGGAAAAGGGGGUUUCGGUGUUGUCUAUAAGGGAAUACUUGACGGUCAAGAUAUUGCUGUUAAAAGACUAUCACGUAUAUCUGGUCAAGGGAUCAAUGAAUUCAAGAACGAGCUGAGACUGAUUACAAAGGUUAAACACGUCAACCUCGUCCAACUUCUGGGAUACUGUCUAAACAGAGACGAGAAGUUGUUAAUAUAUGAAUACUUGGAGAACAGGAGCCUUGAUCUUUAUCUGUUCGAUAAAAACCAAAGCUCUGCACUAAACUGGCCGAAGAGGUUCGAGAUUACCAAAGGCAUAGCCCGUGGUCUCUCAUAUCUUCACCACGACUCGCCCACCAUGAUAGUGCACCGAGAUUUGAAACCAAGCAAUGUCUUGCUUGCUAAAGAUAUGACCCCAAAGAUCUCGGAUUUUGGGAUGGCUCGGAUCUUUAAUAGGGGCGAGAACGAAGUUGAGACGACAAAGGUGGUCGGAACCUAUGGGUACAUGUCUCCGGAAUACUCCUUUGAUGGGACAUACUCUGAGAAAUCAGAUGUUUUCAGUUUCGGCGUCUUGAUGCUUGAGAUAGUGACCGGUAUGAGAAACAGAGGAUUUGCCGACGCUAACAACGGCAUCAGUCUUCUCACACACGUCUUCAAUAAAUGGAAGGAAGGAGAAUGGGCAGAUGUCAUAGAUCCCAUCUUGGAUCUGAAUUCAUCAUCACAAGAAGUCAAACGGUGCUUACAUAUUGGUCUCUUAUGUGUUCAAGAUCGUGCAGAGGAUAGACCAAUAAUGCCAUCGGUGGUCCUGAUGCUCGUAAGCCAAACAGAGUCGAUGCUGCAGCCGAACCCACCAGGCUAUUACGCUCUCGGGAAUGUUCUUUCUAAUGUUGCACCAACAAGCAAUACAGCAUCAACAAGCAAGACAGCAUCGACUAGCAAUGUAGCAUCAACGGUGACCGUCGAGGCCCGAUAA
This is a messenger RNA of Eutrema salsugineum, 2547 nucleotides long. RefSeq names its product receptor-like serine/threonine-protein kinase SD1-8. Lineage: Eukaryota; Viridiplantae; Streptophyta; Magnoliopsida; Brassicales; Brassicaceae. The coding region runs from base 1 to 2547 and encodes 848 amino acids. Gene Ontology annotation, molecular function: protein serine/threonine kinase activity; ATP binding. The transcript has 7 exons. The record is from RefSeq and is a predicted model, not a curated record. Gene Ontology annotation, biological process: recognition of pollen; protein phosphorylation.